Messenger RNA from Notechis scutatus (mainland tiger snake), 6511 nucleotides. It is a transcript of the gene PDCD6, whose product is annotated as programmed cell death 6. Lineage: Eukaryota; Metazoa; Chordata; Lepidosauria; Squamata; Elapidae. The record is from RefSeq and is a predicted model, not a curated record. Gene Ontology annotation, molecular function: calcium ion binding.
AACAAACAUACUUAGGCGAAGCCAAUAUUUUUUUCAAUCACGGUUGGAUACAUUUAGACAACAUCUUCAAGCACAAAAAACGCAGUAGAAAUCGCCUUCAAAACCUUCUUUUAGUCCAGCCCCUUCUCAGAAUUCUGCCUGCCGAAUCGGGUGCGUCAUGGUUUGUGUCAGAGAAGCAGAGGCGGCUGGUUCCUCUUUUAACCGAAGCUCGGACUGAAACCCGGAACUGGUUUUGGGAAGGCCGUUUCCUUUUAACGUGUAGGGGUGGGGUUGGCUUUCUUCUUUCCGCAGCAAAUCUAGUGCGGCAUGGCGUCGGUAGGCAUGCCUGACCCGAGCUUCUUGUGGGGAGUCUUCCAAAGGGUUGAUAAAGACCGUAGUGGUAUCAUCUCAGACACCGAGCUCCAACAAGCACUUUCAAACGGAACAUGGACUCCAUUUAAUCCAGCAACUGUAAGAUCUAUUUUAUCUAUGUUUGACAGAGAAAACAAAGGUGGUGUAAACUUCAAUGAAUUCACAGGAGUGUGGAAAUACAUCUCUGACUGGCAGAAUGUUUUUCGCAGAUAUGAUAGAGACAACUCUGGAAUGAUUGACAAACAUGAAUUAAAGCAAGCCCUAACAGGUUUUGGAUACCGACUGACUGACCAGUUCUACGAUCUCUUGAUUCAAAAAUUUGAUAGGCAAAGAAGAGGGCAAGUGGCUUUUGAUGACUUCAUUCAGUGCUGUGUUGUACUGCAGAAAUGGACAGAUGUCUUCAGACGCUAUGAUACUGAUCAGGAUGGCUGGAUACAAGUGUCUUAUGAACAAUACCUUUCUAUGGUUUUCACUGUUGUAUGACAGUAAAUAUUGUGUGUGAUUGAGGAAUAGAACUUGCAUACAGGUAGUAUUUACUUACAACUAUAAUUGAGCCAAAAUUUCUGUAGGUAGGCAAGGCAGUUAUAAAAUUAAUUGUUCCCCAUUUUUUACUUUUUUUACAAUCACUGCGGUUGUUAAGUGAAUCUUGUAGUCAUUAAAUGAAUGUGCCUCCUCAUUGACUUUUAUUGUUGGAAGCCAUUUUGGAAAGUUACAAAUGGUCAUCACAUGACCCCAAGAAAAUGCAGCUGUCUUAAAUACAUGCCAAUUGCCAAGUGCCCAAAGUUUGUCUCAUGGAGAUGCUGCCCAGUCACUAAACAAAUGGUUGUAGGUCAAGGACCACCUGUACAAGAAAAAUAGAUUACUUUCCUCCAUACAACACAAUAAGUUUAAAAAUACAUUGCUUAAAUAUUCUGUUACUCAUUGCAAAAGGUGCUAUAGCUACUAGAUUCUGCAUUGUAUCAUGUAUAUUUUAUUGCUGGAAGUUAUUUUUAAAUGCCAAACAGUAGAAUUCUUAUUCAGAUUUGCACACUACUGCAUGUCUCUUUUUAACAUGUAAAACAAAAAACAAAUGAAGCAUAUAUCCUGUAUCUUCACAGAAAUAAUGACCUUAAACAUGCCAGAUGUCAAGAUAACUAAUUUGUAUUUUUCUCCCCUUUAGAUUAGGUUUCAUCUGCUUGUAUCGUUUAUCAUUUAAAAAAAAGAAAUUAGUGUUACUCUUCUUCCUGGGAUUUUUUAAUUCUGGGUAAGCAAAGAGAUUUAUUACUAAAGCUAAAUAUGUCUUCCUUUUCCUUAUAUUUUGGUGUAAUAAAAAGAUUUUCUGCCUUUGUUCCCUGGCUUGGAGAUAGCUGGAUAUGAAUACUUGCCUGCAGUCAUUCUGUGUAUGAAAUGUUUUAUAACUAAGCAUGUUGCAAUUUUGAGUGGAGUUUUACCUUCAGUAGUUACUGUGCUUAGGAUAUACUACUAGCCUAAAUAUUACCAUUCUAUGUGCACUAAGAUCUACUCUACUCUGGAAUGGUACAUGGCCACAUAAGGGCUGCAUUUCAACCAAGUCUAAUUUACUAACUGCAUGGAGUUUCUGCAUAUCUUUUGUAUGGCAAACAACUAUUUACUUCCUCUGUGUUAGACCACAAAACAGAAAACUUAUUGAAACAAAUUUUAUUCUUCGAAAUUUCACAGAAGAGUAUUAGUCUUGAUUUAAUUAAAACUCUAAAUAGUAGAACUGAUUUAUUUAGGAUAUAUUGAUAUAUAUAAAUGCAUCUCCUCCCACUUCCCAAUUAUCAUGUUAAUGGUAAAUUUCAGAAAUCCUAAGUAUUGUAAUAUAUUACUUUAAAUUACUUUAAAUUGUUUCAAAUGCUGAACAAACUAGUCUUUGUUUUUAAGAAUGAUAAUUGGGACUGGAAACUCUGUAGUUAAUCAGCUUGAUCGAAAAACCAUUUGACUACACCAACUAAUGAUAGUGACUACAUGGGUCAUAAAGUGAAGGCCUUGUGAUUGCAUUUGAUGCCAGUUCCCCACUGACAUUGCUUGGUGGAACCUGACAGGAAAGGUCACAAAUCACAAUCAUAUGAUUGUAGAGAUACUGUCAUGGGUAUAAAUAGGAUCAAUGUAAUUACCACUUGUUUAGCGCUGUUUUAAAUUUGAAUGGUUGCCAAAUGAGUGAUUGUUAAAUGAAGACCACCUAUACAGAAAAAAGUAGUCUGCCAAUCUCCUUCCAUUGUGUCUUAAUUGAUUUUACUCAGAAUUUGGGUGGAUCCAAUAAUGACUGAAUAUUAAUUUCUAGGGGGAAAAACCCAUCAUUAAUCUUAAUGCAAUAAAAUACAUUGAGAAUAGUAUUUAUCAUCUUACAUUAAGAAAUUUCAGUCAGUACUAACAGUGUCAAUUCCUAAACCAUCUCUUGUUUCUGCAUUGCACUUGUUAAUUAGGAAUUCAAUUCUGUUCCCAACUUUUUCUCUUUGAAUCACUUAUUUAAGUGGCAUUCUUUCCUUCCAAAUAGAAUUCUAUUUUAUUUUCUCUUUGAGUAUGGAAAUAGCUUAAACCUGCAAACUUAAGGACAUUUAAGAGCAGAAAUCUAAUUUGUGGCUGAAAAAGGAAAACUGAAGCAAUACAUCUAUUAGAUCUUGUUUAUGCAAGCAAUUAUACUUUCUCAUCAUGUAGACCUAUCCAUAUGCUUAGCAAUAAUACUGCUAAAUGAAAUUUUUAAAGCUUACUUAUCUGAAUUGCAAGUUUUCAGUUCCAUGUAUCCUAACUCUACCAAGGCCAAAGUAUUUUUUUCUAUAUAUUUCAACAACUGUGAGACUUUUACAUGCACAAAUGAAAUAUAGAACAUAGAAUAGGGUUGGAAAGGGAAUUCAGAGUUUUCUGGUGAAAGCCCCUGUUUGAGUCUAUGUUUGAAGACCUCCAGGGAUGGAACACCAACAACUUCUGGAGGCGAGGUAUUCCAUUAAUUGUUCUCAUUGUCAGAAAAUUUCUCCUUAAUUCUAGAUUAGAUCUUUCUUUAAUAAUCUUCCAUCUGACAUUUCUUGUCCUAUCCUCAGAUGCUUUGGAGAUUAUGUCAAUUCCCUCUUUUCUGUGACAGCUCCUCAAAUAUUAUAAGUCUGAUGUCAUGUUAUCCCUAGUCCUUCUUUUUGUUAGGCUAGACACACCUAGUUCCCACAACUGUUCAUUGUACAAUUUAUCCUGUAGACCCUUUAUCAUGUCUGUUGUUGUCUGCACUGUCUCUAGAGUCUCAAUAUCUUUAUACCAUGGUGAUCAGAACUGGAAGCUGUAUUUCAAGUAUGUGUUAUAUCAUUUCACGUGAUCUUGAGACAAUCCCUCUGUUGAUGCAAUCUUGAAUUGCAUUUUGUUAGAUAAGACCCAGCAUUCAUGUCUGUCAAGAUCCUUCUGUCCCUGGGGUCUGCCUUCCAAAGCAUUGGCUAUUCCCUCCCUGCUUGAUAUAGUCUGCAAAUUUGAUGAAUUAUCUUCUAUCCCUUUAUCUAAAUAUUUUACGAAGAUGUUGAAGUCUAAGACAGAAUUUUUGCAUUGACUGAUGGAUGCAUUCUAAUGUAUCUAGGAUAGUAUAUAUAAUUUAAAGCCCAGAAUGACUUGGUGUUCAGAAUCUUAUUCUAUUUAAGAUUCUUGUUUCAGCUCAAGAUCACAGGCUUGAAAGGAAAGCAUCAUUUGUUUUUCACACAAGAAAGAUAAAAAGUUUGUUAAACAUUCUGUUUCAGGAUACAAAUCUUCCCCUUGAGAAACAUUAUGCAUCAAGUAUUUGGUAGAUAGUCAAUUAUUUCUUGGGAGAAAAAUUGUUCACCUUAAUUUUUUUUAAUGUAGACAAAUGCAACAACUAUACAGGUAGUCCUCAACUUACGACCACAAUUGAACCCAAAAAUUAUGUUUUUAAGUGACACAUUUGUUGACUUUUGCCCCAUUUUAUGACCUUUGCCACUGCAAAUGAUAAGUUAGUAACUCAGUUGUUAAGUGAAUCAUAUUGCCUUGAGACGCUGCAACAGUCAUAAGUCUGAACCAGUUGCCAAACAUCUGAAUGAUCACAUGAUCAAGGGGAUACUACAAGAGUUGUAACUAUGAAGAAUGGUCAUGUCACUUUUUUCAGUGCCUGUAAGAUAUGUCUCAACUAGGUCCCUAGGAAAGAAAGAUCCUCAACUCCUUUUGGUUGAAGUGAUUAAGAGUUAGUAGUUUCAGCAAAAGCAAGGCUAGAAAUGAAAUUCUCAUGCAAAGCAUUACAGUAUUUCCCCUUCUUACCAUCCCUCCCCCCUUGACCUGUCUUUAUCAAAUGGUGCCACGUGAUGCAGUUCACAUUCUUUUCUCAGGCUCCACUCCAAUUGUAAUAGACCAAUUCUCACACCUCUAUUUUCCAUCAAGCCUAUCACUCCUUCCCCUUUGCUCAUCUCUACCCUCUACAUGCCAAUUGCCUACUUCUUUCUCCUCCCACUCCCCUCCCACCGCCCUGACAAUUUAUGACAGGUUGUCAGCAAAGCGCUAAACUGAAGAUAGCAGAUCUGACAGUGCCAUCGUAACUUUGAGCAGUCAUUAAAUGAACUGUUGUAAGUCAAGAACUACCUGUAUAUGGAUUUUUUAAAACAGUGAUUACAGGUUUUUCACCAGCAAACAACUGAAGAGAGCACUUUGAAUGAACAACACUACAAAUUGUAUACAUUUGGUUUGUUAUAUAAAAAAAAUGGAUAAAAGGGACAUUGUAAAUAAAAUGCAACCCUUAUUCUAGAACGCCUUUGGCAGAUAAACUAUUGGGACGAUGCCCGUGUUAUUCUUCACAUUACCAAAAUCUAAGGCUUGUAGAUAUACAGCAUGUACUGUAAUAAAAGACAAUUUAAACAUUUCCAAGAAUGAUAGUAUUAUGAAUUUCAAAUGUUAUUUGUCUAGAAUUCCUGGGUAAUACAGAUCAAAAGUGGCAAAGAAUCAUCGCUACUUUUAGAAUUUAUAUCCUACAUUUCUCCAGAAAUUCAAGGUUGUAUAUUUAGCACUUCAUUCUCCAAUUUUUCCCCAAUCAACAAACUUCUGAGUUAGAUUGAACUGAGAGAGAUUAACACAACUCAGGGUGGUGGCAAGACUGACUCAAAAUUUCACGUAUUUUCCACUUUGCUCGCAGCUUGUCAAAGAAUAGGAUGGUGGUAAACUAGAAUGCAAGGGUUGGGGGAAUGGCAUCCAAGCAUCCUCUGUUCCCAUGAGACAUUGCUCUCCCCCCCCAAGGGCGCCCAGAGAGAUGCCACAGUGUGGCUGGUGGUUCUUAUAACAAAAGGAAUAGAAGUGAUUGGUGGACAUAAUGGAUUGUGGGUGCCCCAUUACUGGGAAUGAAUUAUGCAUAUUUUGUGCGGGAAGCCAGAACUGGUUUCACUUCUCUGCCAAUGUGGAUUUAUUCAUUAAAGUUUAUAUUCUUGUUAAAAUAAUGUCCCACUAGUUUCUUUUUCUGGAUUCAUCAAGUGGGCAGUUGACAGGUAGACUGUACCUAGAUCUCCCCAGUCAUUGUCCAUCAUCUUAAUUACUGCCUCCAUUUGACUGAUGAUGAUAAGGUACAGAAAUGAGAUGUUCUACAUAAUGUGCAGCCCAAAGGAUUUCUAUUAGCGCAGACAUGAAAUGUAUGGCAAGUCUGUAAUGAUCUCAAGAGGUUAACCUACCUGAGCAAAAAUGCCUAUCUAGGCCUGACUGAGGGUUUUAGGAUCGAGAUAGAUCUACUGCUUCUGGCCCCCUAGUGGCAUUAUACCUGGAAUUUUAGGCUUCAUUAUUAGCUCUUUAAUAAAUAUGGCAUUUGUUUUUAUUUUUUUAACAAACUCGGAGAUAUUAACUCAGAGAGACCCUUAGAAAAAUUCCAUGGAUAAAAGUUCUAAAGCAGAAAACAAAUCAAGAAACAUGACAAACUCUGAAAAAUAUGAUCAUAAAAACCCAAUCCAACACAAUACAUCUGAAAAAGAAAAAAAAAUCCAAGAAGAAACCAGCAUGCAUCUCUGAUAAACUGAAAGACAAAAAGGAUAAGUACAAAAACUGGAAAGGGGGACACAUACCUAAGGCAGAAUAUCAGCAGAUAGCUGAAUUUGCAAAGAUGAAGUCAGGAAAGCAAGGCUCAGAAUGCAACAAAAGCUCAGACUUGCAAUAAAAGUCAAAAUAUUUUUUUAAAAGAAUGUUUCAACAUAUAAAUAACAAGAAAAAA